Messenger RNA from Haemonchus placei, 264 nucleotides. The record is from the annotation of a GenBank genome assembly. Lineage: Eukaryota; Metazoa; Nematoda; Chromadorea; Rhabditida; Trichostrongylidae.
UGCGGCUACACUGCUCAACGACAAAGUGAUUUGUGCAUUCGUGAAGGGCACUCGGUCACCCGAACGACAGCAGAGAAAAGAUUUUUCAAAUGCAGUUCAUGUCAUAAGCGAAUUAUUGUCUUCAGCAUGAUGCCAACGAAACCGUGCAAGCAAUGUAGCGCGAAUGAAUGGGUCCGAGUUGCGAUGAGAGACGAAAGAAAAGUCCAACUGGAAAAUGAGAAGUUACUUCUUCGUGGCGAGGAGCGGAAAUUCGUUAACAGUUGA